CAUUAUCUGAUGUAGUUUGGCAUGACAAAUACGUUCCGAUAAGCAUUAUAACGACAAUACGGGCAAUUAACGUAAACUUAAAUUAUAAGGAUAGCUUAAAGGGCACAAAAGUAUCAUGGUUGCAAGGCCUACUCGCAAUAUUCAUUAUAGGUUUCGGGGGAAGUACUACUAGUGCAAUUCUUUGCGGAAAGGUACCCGGAUGGCUUGCCUCCAAUACGACAAUAACGACUUAUCUAAUUAUACAUUUUAUGAUGUUUUAUUUCUCCCCUUUUCACCGUUUUCUUGUUUCACUACCGAAAUCACUGAUUGAUCCAAUAUUUUUAAUUGUUGAUGGCAUUCAACGUACUAAUUCCAUAUGUUUGUCAGGAGUGGAUCUUGUUCGUUUCGGCAUGUACGACGAAUCAUUGAUGAACACUAGCUGGGCCGCCAUCUUACUUUGUGGAACCUUGAGUGGUUGUGGUGGCGGUAUAUGGGCAUCUGCUUUACAGGUUUCAUCACCAAAAUGGUCGUUUAAUAUACCCUCGGCGAUUAUAGAGCCAACUUUUAAUAUGAAGACGAGCUUUGCGAUUGCUUUAUUUUAUGCACUGAUAACAUCCCCUCAAAUCGCAGGGUUAUCAUUGAGUCCAAUAGUUGACAUCGACCAAGGGAGAACAUUAGCCAUUAUAGGAAUGAUUGGAUUAAAUUUUGUAAAAUUUAAUGAAACUUUGAAAAGGACUAGAGAUACUAAAACGCAAAAAAAAAUCAAAAAGAAUUAA
Acaulospora morrowiae is the source of this 755-nucleotide messenger RNA. The record is from the annotation of a GenBank genome assembly. NCBI's taxonomy places the organism in Eukaryota, Fungi, Glomeromycota, Glomeromycetes, Diversisporales, Acaulosporaceae.